AUGCUCAGUGGACCCCCACGGAUAGUUCCCUUUCUCUUCGUCUUCUUUGCUCUCUGCCUCAUCUGGUGGUAUUCCCACAACACACCGGGCGCUGGCUCGUCCUUGGCACCAUGGAAACCCGCGACUUCCCUCCAAGCCGACCGGCCAUCGUUGCGCGGUGAUCCACUCGACUUUGGCCUCCCCUUGCGCUUCUCGGAUGGCGUGGGCAAGCCGCCAGGCAGCAACUACACGUACAAGAUCAUUAUUCCCAAGACAAAGAAGGAGGAUAUUGGCUGGAUGGCUGAGGAGAUACCCGAUGCGCCGCUAGUUGUGUACGAAGUGGACAACCCCAAUGCGGUGCACAAGAUACCCAAGAACAAGGGCCGUGAGGCCAUGGUAUACCUUUCCUACAUAAUUGACCACUACGACGACCUUCCCGAUACAUCCAUCUUCAUGCAUGCCCACCGUCAUGCAUGGCACAACAACAUGCUCCUUGGCCUGGACGCGGCGCAAAUGAUCAAGCGCCUCAACCACGAGCGAGUGGCACGCCUAGGUUACAUGAACGUGCGCUGCCACCACGACCCCGGCUGCCCUGACUGGAUUCACAUGGACCGACCCGGCGGCGAUUUCGACUUCUUCCGCAAGCCCGAAGAGAUAUACUGGCGCAGGGCCAUCUGGGAGGAGAUUCACCCAGGCGCGCCAAUCCCACCAUCCAUAUCAGGAAUCUGCUGUGCGCAAUUCGCAGUGUCCAAACAGCGCAUACGCGAGGUGCCCAUCGAGCGCUUCAUCCACUACCGCAAGUGGCUGCUCACAACCGGCAUGGAUGACCAGUUCUCUGGCCGCAUCUUCGAAUACAUCUGGCAUUACAUAUUUACUGGCCACGAGGUGCACUGCCCAGCCCAGAACACCUGCUACUGCGACGGUUACGGCAUCUGUUUCGGCGGACGCCAAAAGUUCGAAGACUAUAUGAAGAAGCAGGACGCACGUAACGAAAAAUUCAAUCAACUGGACAAGUUCAGCCACAGGGAAGAAGACGCCAAGAAGGAUGGGAAAGAUCCUGACUUCACACAAGAAGAGUUGAAGAAGAUACUCGAUCUGAGAGUCGAAAUCAACUCCAUGGAUCGCGAACUAGACGCACUCAGGGAGGACGCAAAAAAGAGGGGCGAAGAUCCAAAAGCGAGAAAGGAGGAAACCGAGUCGUAUGAUUCCUCCCAUAUCUGGGAUUAUGCCCCACAUAACGACUAGGCUUGAGGGUAGAUCAAGUGGACUGUGCAAAAGCAGUCGACUUUCUUUUUCGUUCAAUGGAGCUACAUGCGGGGCGGGUGGCGUUCAUCUAGCGGUCUUCUAUCAUGGAUGUACAACUCAGGGAGGGCGUCGGGCAUGAGUAUAGAUAACUAGUUUGUUUUAAUUGACGACUUGAUGUGCAUAUAUGCACUUGAUUGUA
Messenger RNA from Pyrenophora tritici-repentis Pt-1C-BFP, 1423 nucleotides. RefSeq names its product DUF3431 domain containing protein. NCBI's taxonomy places the organism in Eukaryota, Fungi, Ascomycota, Dothideomycetes, Pleosporales, Pleosporaceae. The record is from RefSeq and is a predicted model, not a curated record.